UGUGUGUGUGUGUGUGUGUGUAUAAUGACGUGCCUUCCGUGAACCUUGGAGGGCUCUGCAUUCUCUUCCAACGGGCUGGUUACAACACAGAGGAUGUGGACAGUGGAGUUUUUCCUGUUUGAUGUCACACGGCUACCCUUUAAAAGUCCGAGGGAAAAAAGGAGGGAAUCCAGCUAGGAUCCGCAGGCCAGAUACCCACAAAGAAGAGGAGGAAAAGGCCUGGGAGGCACAGGCAGUGUCAGGUUUCAAACUCCAGCCAGCCAUUCAGAGCAAUGUCAGGGACCCGCCUUGGGCUCCUGGUCUCUGUCCUGUGCUGGGUAGUCAGAGCCUAUCCCAACGCCUCCCCGCUCCUCGGCUCCAGCUGGGGUGGCCUGACCCACCUGUACACGGCCACCGCCAGGAACAGCUACCACCUGCAGAUCCACAAGGAUGGCCGUGUGGAUGGCACACCCCACCAGACCAUCUACAGUGCCCUGAUGAUCCGAUCAGAGGAUGCUGGCUUUGUGGUGAUCACAGGGGUGAUGAGUAGGCGGUACCUCUGUAUGGACUUCAGAGGCAACAUCUUUGGAUCCCACCUCUUCAGCCCCGAGAGCUGCAGGUUCCGACAGCGGACACUGGAAAACGGCUACGACGUGUACCACUCCCCGCAGCACCGCUUCCUCGUCAGCCUGGGCCAGGCCAAGAGGGCCUUCCUGCCGGGCACCAACCCGCCGCCCUACUCCCAGUUCCUGUCCCGGAGGAACGAGAUCCCCCUCAUCCACUUCAACACCCCCAGACCGCGGCGGCACACGCGCAGCGCCGAGGACAUGGAGCACGACCCGCUGAACGUGCUGAAGCCCCGGCCCCGCAUGACCCCCGCCCCGGCCUCCUGCUCCCAGGAGCUCCCGAGCGCCGAGGACAACAGUGUGGUGGCCAGCGACCCGUUAGGGGUGCUCAGAGGCAACCGGGUGAAUGUGCACGCGGGGGGGAUGGACGUGGACAGGUGCCGCCCCUUCCCCAAGUUCAUCUAGGGAAACCAGAAAGGAAUCCUUUCCCAGCAGCCUUUCAGAAAACCAAACUGCCUUCAGGGGGACCCGCGCCCUCCGCAGUGCAGGGAAAGGGAAGGUGGGGGUGGAGCGGGCAGUUAGCGCCAGGAGGUCCCCCGAGAAUGUACCUUUAAGGCCUGAGUCAUGGCGGUUUCACCGCCUUCCCCACCCCGCCUAUGCCACCUGUCCGAACUCUGAAGCCCAGAAAGAUAAAACUAUUAGUUUCGUCUUGGUGAAGGAGAGAGGGAUUCCCACCCCGACCACCACCCAUCCCCCCAACACCCCGGGCAGUUCCUCUUCCCUACGCCUCUCCUCUUCAUCAGUCCAGCAUUAAAAUCCAAGCAUAAGCUUAGUGAGCUCACGGCCUCGAAGGUGAAGGGAAGAGCCAACGCCAGCAGCAUCUCCACUGCUCCUGACCUUUGUGGCACCAGCCCCGACCCUGUUGGCAUUUGAGUCUGCAACCUUGACUAGGGCAUUAACAGCUGACCUGGGCAAACUGGUAAAAUCCUAAUCUCAAGGCUUUUCUCUUCCUUGAGCAUCUCUGGAGAAGAGCUGUCAGAAAGAUGGGUAGUAGGCUGGUCAAAAGGGAACUAGAACGCUGGGACAACCAAGGCAAGAAAUCAAGCUAGAAAAUUCAACCUCCCUAUGGAGUGGACCCCCCUUGCCAGGCUCUCUCCCCUUCUGUGUAGCCAGAGCCGAAGGGACGAGAAGGACCCUGCCUGCUCCCAAGCAGACCGUGACAUAACCCUGUCUAUGGGCCCCGUCUUGGGCUUUAGUGAAUUUGGCCAGGGGAAGAGCUUUGGCAUUGGCUCAUGAAAAUCUCCCCUGCUAGGAAAUGGAAAAUUUUUUUUUUUUAAUAAAUUUUUAAAUGGAAAUAAAUUCAAAUUCCCCUCUGAGGCAUUUAUGAAGCCUACUUCCCAGCUGAGUAGUAUUGCAUUCAGGAUUAACUACCAAACUGACACAGGGAGGGAAUCUUGGGACAAUGGGAUUGCUCUUGGGUUCCAUUUUCUGUGGAAGUGAAGUGGCAUCAAGGACUCAGGGGAAAAGAAGUCCGAUAAUCAGGGGACCAAAAUGUAGGAGUUACCCAAAGACAACACUGUCAGCUCUUCUCUAUGCUCUGCUUAUCGCUCUCCAGCGCUGGCUCCAGAGGUAAACACUCCUGGGCUGACAUGUUCCGGUCUUGGCCACUUGCAAAUUCUGGGGACAUUACAUGAAGACAGUUUUUGGUCCCGUGAAAACCAAACCUCACUUACCCAACAGCUGAGGCACCAGCCAGGUGGGCCUGAUGCUCUCAGCCUCCCUCUACCUAGCCUUAGCACCUGACUCGGAGUCUUUCUAUGAAGUGGUGGGGGUUGGGGGUUCCCAUGUUCCUACCUCUGUUAGAUGGCCGCCCACAGAGCAGAAUGCUAGCUAGCAACAGCUUCUUCACAUCACCUUGCUUUUUCCCACUGCCAUCAUGCACCCAGCCUUAGAAACAAAUCCGUUCUUUUUACUUCUGAAAUAUCGGACAACUCUUUUCACUUGAUGGUUUUAACCUGAACUUGAAGGACUGGUUCCUAUUCUGAAAUGCUAAAACUGUGUAUGCUCCCAUAUAACAGUGCAUGGCAAAUAUUUUCUCCAUAGUUUUCAUUUCCUAAUAGAGAUAUUACACUGUUUAUAAGCUUUUGGAAGCUCCCCCAUACUGAUAACUAGACAUAAAAUCCUGGAAAGGACUCUGGCAGAAAACUGGUCAUUAUCUUAUACACGCAAUACCAUUUAUUAGGGGUUCUUCCUUUGGCAGAGCCGGGGUGGUCCCCACAAUUUCUUACGUUCCUUAGCAUGUGGCAAUAUUUAUUUAUUUAUUUGGAAAAUUUGCUUAUCGCUCGAUAUUUAUAGAUAUUUAUAAAAGUGUAACCCCACCUUUUUUCCUUCUUCUGUUUGAAAGAAAAAUAAAAUUUAUCUCAGCUUCUGUUAGCUUUUUCCUUUCUGUAUUACUACAUGAAAUCAUGUCAGAAUAUGAUAACGAAAGGGAUUAUGGGAGGGCAGUGAUGUGAAAAUCCAGAGACCACAAUACUGAAUUCAAAUAGAGUGUCAGAAUUUUAAACGUCAGUCCUUGUCUUUCAUAAGUGGACUCAGCAAUUUUGAUUGACAGCAUUACUGAAAGCAAGGAAAAUUUUUUAUCGACCCUGAAUUUCUGAUCACUCCAGCUCAGAAGUGUUUUAAGGAGAGAAUUUUGUAUUUGGAAAAUACCCACAGAGUUAACCACGUCAAUAUCCCAAUGAAUCAUUUGCGAUGUACUUACUGGACACAGACAGUGUUACUGCCCUAUGAGACCUCGUAGCAGGACACCAAGAUAAUGAACCCACUUCUACUCUUUCUGAAGCUGGGGCCCCUAGAAUUCGUUCUUUCAUUUCUACCUGACAACUCCCCAAACACAGGGAGCAAAGAUGCCCACGAGGCCUUUACAUCACAAAUACAUACAAAUACACAUUUGUAUUCAAAUUUACAUCAGCUCAAGACUACAGUUAGUUUUCACUGCCUAGCCUCUUUCCAUAAAAAACGUAAAAGAAUUUAGUGCCAUGUUUGCUAUUUUAACCCGCCUUCGAAUGAUCUUCUGACAACCCCAGACUGUCUUCUGACUGCAUCCAAGAGUCUGAAUACCAAGUCCUCUGUACCACAGAGAAGGGUGAGGGACAGGAAUCAGGACAGAUACAGGACUAGAGGUCAAAUGCCUUAUUUCUUUAAUCACAUAAAACGUUAAGACUUUCCAAAGGCAGAUUAUUGUUUUAAAAUUUCUCCUGUUUUUGUUUUUUAACAUCGCCUCUGUUUCUAA
This is a messenger RNA of Lutra lutra (Eurasian river otter), 3837 nucleotides long. RefSeq names its product fibroblast growth factor 23 (gene FGF23). Gene Ontology annotation, molecular function: type 1 fibroblast growth factor receptor binding; growth factor activity. Gene Ontology annotation, cellular component: cytoplasm. NCBI's taxonomy places the organism in Eukaryota, Metazoa, Chordata, Mammalia, Carnivora, Mustelidae. The coding region runs from base 273 to 1010 and encodes 245 amino acids. The record is from RefSeq and is a predicted model, not a curated record. Gene Ontology annotation, biological process: positive regulation of cell population proliferation; positive regulation of protein phosphorylation; positive regulation of gene expression. The transcript has 3 exons.